Messenger RNA from Limanda limanda (common dab), 3054 nucleotides. It is a transcript of the gene pdk4, whose product is annotated as pyruvate dehydrogenase kinase, isozyme 4. Gene Ontology annotation, molecular function: pyruvate dehydrogenase (acetyl-transferring) kinase activity. Gene Ontology annotation, cellular component: mitochondrion. Lineage: Eukaryota; Metazoa; Chordata; Actinopteri; Pleuronectiformes; Pleuronectidae. Gene Ontology annotation, biological process: protein phosphorylation; regulation of glucose metabolic process. The record is from RefSeq and is a predicted model, not a curated record. The coding region runs from base 201 to 1433 and encodes 410 amino acids. The transcript has 11 exons.
GACAUCGCUGCGUGACGUACUGUCGUGAUCAUCGGAGGACACACAACAAGCUGGCAGCAUGAGAGGAGGAGGAGAGACACUACCUUCACGUCGAGAUGUUUGUUCAACGUGUUUCUGUGCUUGACGACGAACUGUGGCUUUAAACCUGUGCUGAGACAAGAGAGGAGUCCCAGUGACCGGCAGAGGAAGCAGAAGGCAAAAUGAAGUUUGCUCAGUUUCUGCUGAAAAACGCCUCCGUGGCUGGAAUUCCGAAGCAAGUGGAGAAGUUCUCCAAGUUCUCCCCGUCGCCGCUGUCCAUGAAGCAGUUCCUGGACUUCGGCUCGGCCAACGCAUGUGAGAAGACCUCCUUCGUGUUCCUGCGCCAGGAGCUUCCCGUCCGACUGGCCAACAUCAUGAAGGAAAUUGAUUUCCUCCCAGACAAGCUCCUCGGCACUCCAUCCCUUAAGCUCCUCACCAGCUGGUAUUCACAGAGCUUGCUGGAGCUUGUCGACUUUUUGGAGAAAGAUCCAGAUGAUAAGAGCGUCCUGACAAACUUCACACAGACCUUGGUGCACAUCCGGAACCGGCACAACAACGUGGUGCCCACCAUGGCUCAGGGUGUGGUGGAGUACAAGGAGGCGUUCGGCGUGGACCCCGUCACCAACCAGAACGUCCAGUACUUCCUGGACCGCUUCUACAUGAGCCGCAUCUCCAUCCGCAUGCUCAUAAACCAGCACACAUUAAUCUUCAACGGCAGUGUGAACCCGGCCCAUCCCAAACAUAUCGGCAGCAUCGACCCCACCUGUGAUGUCGUGGAGGUAGUAAAAGAUGCCUAUGAGACGUCAAAGAUGCUGUGCGAGCAGUAUUACUUGACCUCGCCUGAUAUGGAGGUCAAAGAAGUCAACGCUGAAAACCCUGGGCAGCCUCUGAACAUUGUCUACGUGCCGUCCCAUCUCUACCACAUGCUGUUUGAGCUCUUCAAGAACGCCAUGAGAGCCACAGUCGAGACCCACGAGAUGAGCCCCACGUUGCCACGGAUCAAAGUGCGGGUGUCACUGGGGGCUGAGGACCUCACUAUCAAGAUGUCAGACAGAGGAGGCGGAGUUCCGCUGAGGAAGAUUGAACAUCUCUUCAGCUACAUGUACUCCACAGCUCCCAGUCCCGUCCAUGAAGACAACUCUCGUAACGCACCCCUGGCUGGUUUUGGUUAUGGUCUGCCCAUCUCCCGCCUGUAUGCCAAGUAUUUCCAGGGAGACCUGCAGCUCUACUCUAUGGAGGGCCACGGCACAUCAGCUGUCAUAUACUUAAAGGCCUUGUCUUCAGAGUCGGUGGAGAGACUUCCUGUUUUUAACAAGUCGGCCUUAAGGCACUACCAGACCAGCAUAGAGGCCGAUGACUGGUGCAUGCCCAGCAAGGAGCCAAGGAAGCUGGGCAAGCAUGAGAGGACGUGGUGAUGACGGACUGCGGGACUAAAGUAAAGGAAAGAAUGGACAGAUGUAUAGUUAAAUGAAGAAGUGGAUAAACUUGUACUUUAAGUGGAAGAAGGCAUUGAGUGCUGUGAGCGAGCUGCUGGACGUGGACCUGAAAUCUGGAUUCCCUUCCGAACCCUACAAGGAGAACAUUUCCCAAGAAUCCGAUAAAUGCAGUGAAAUACCUGAGCUGAGCUAUUUCUCUCAGCCUCCAGACAAUUUAACCCAGCAACAGCUCGCCACAUUAAACCGCCAUUACAUGACAAUUACAGGCAACUCUAAUGGCGAAGGAACAAGUCAAGUAUUAAUCUGCUUUUGCUUCAUUUACUACACUUUGUUUUGUUUUGUUUUGUUUUUAGCCAUAACAACAAGUAUUCACUGUGUUGAAAAAAGCAGGUUAGCUGUUUGUGUUGAUGUUCAUGUCCACACUCUUUAGACUGGUACAGUUCUUAGGUCAAUGUAGAUUACUGGGUUGAGUUGUGUUUUCGCUGUAGGUUAAAUGUGCAUCAGUGCCUUGGAAAAACCCAGUUAAUCGCAUUAAUUAGAACAGGGACAUGUUCAAAGUCCAGCGUAGAGACAAAGAGAGAGAAGUCUACUCCUCCUGUGGCCGGUUCAGUCCUUUUCUCACAAACUACUUCUGCAUUUCAUCUUCAGCUCUUACACAAGAAGAGUGGUCCAGAAACACAACAAGAGAAAUACAUAGAAUCUGUUACGUGUGCUGUGAUGUGAUGAGGCUUGACAUUAUUUUAGCUUUGAUCACUUUGAGCUUAAACUCAAAGUAUUAGCUUGUUCAAGAGAAACAUAAACACAGGUGCCUUAGCCUUGGACCCAUGCAAGGCCAUUUUAAAAAGUUAAAUUAUUGUAAAUAUUGGAAAAAAAAAAGGCAUGGAUGUUGAGUCACACAGAGGAAACGAGACUUGUCAAAACAAAGAAUAGCAGCGUAUUUCAAGUUGAUAUGUGUAGGUGAAAGGGGAAAAUAGUUGCAUUUUCACAUGAAUAUCCUGCCUGGAAACUGAUGUGUUAAUCGCUAUAGGAACCAAAACACAGGAAAAUCUUCCAUGUCUCCCAAGAGUAACUUUCUAGAAUAACACAGUGAUUCUUGUGCAUAUUGGAGGUAAUUUCAUGUGUUUUUUAAUGACACUCAUUUUGUAUAUUUAAGUGAUUUGCUGCAUGUCAGAGGGUUUCAAUGCUAGAUGUUGCACUAAAGAAAACUCUCAUAGGACUCACUGUUUGCUGACAUGCUCAGAUUAGUGCAGCAUGUUAUCUGUAUUUGAACAAAUUCAUUGUAGCAGAGACUCAUAGGAACAAGGACAGAUUCUCAGACCAGGUUCAAUUUAAGCUGUAUUGAAUUAUCUGUAACAAGUAUUUCACUCAACCCUCAGAGGAUGAGCAGUCGAGGAUGUGUGAGUAGAUCGAAGAAUGUCACAUGUUUGUUUCUCUAGUACGUACCAGUCAUAAGCACUUGCAUAGUUCAUUUUAAUCAGUUCUUUGAGAAUGUAAUGUUUUCAAAUGUAAGUAUUUUUAUCUCUCACUUACGGUGAUGGAAUUUAAUGUUUCAUCGCUUAAAGGACCAGUGAAUGUAGAAAAUAAAAAUCUGCAGUUUGUC